Messenger RNA from Pelobates fuscus (common spadefoot toad), 588 nucleotides. RefSeq names its product DNA-directed RNA polymerases I and III subunit RPAC2-like. Gene Ontology annotation, cellular component: RNA polymerase I complex; RNA polymerase III complex. The record is from RefSeq and is a predicted model, not a curated record. The coding region runs from base 175 to 519 and encodes 114 amino acids. Gene Ontology annotation, biological process: DNA-templated transcription. The transcript has 5 exons. Gene Ontology annotation, molecular function: protein dimerization activity. NCBI's taxonomy places the organism in Eukaryota, Metazoa, Chordata, Amphibia, Anura, Pelobatidae.
GCAUAUUUAAUAGAAAACACAUUUCAGAACCAUUAUUGGAAAAAGCUUUUUUUUUUUUAAACCACAUGUAAACAAACUGCGCAAGAACUACAUUUCCCUUAACCCCUCACUCUUCUUACGUCACACGCGCGACACAGUGUCUGUGAGCUCUGUGCGACACGAGCUGGAAGCAGCAUGGCAGCUGUAGGAGAGACUAAGCAUGCAUUGGAGAUGGUCCAAGUCAAUGGGACGGAUGAGUCCUGUAUCACAUUUGUGUUACACGAGGAAGAUCACACCCUUGGGAAUGCGCUCCGCUAUAUGAUCAUGAAGAAUCCUGAAAUUGAUUUCUGUGGCUACAGCAUUACUCACCCAUCGGAAAGCAAAAUCAAUUUCCGCAUCCAGACACGAAGUGGAGUUUCAGCAGUGGAGCCAUUUAGAAGAGGACUCAACGAACUUAUUGAUGUCUGCCAACAUGUGCUCAACACAUUUGAGACUAGUGUGAGCAAUUACAAGAAACAAAAGGAAGAACGGAUGGAGUGAGGAAUUUUAUAUUUCCAAUGCAUGUAAAUAUAUUAGUAAUUUUCUGUAAUAUAUAAUUUUUUUUAAAAA